AUGAGGGUAAAGCGCGUCAGCAGACUCGCCCUCCCAAAGGGUGCCAAACCCAAAUGCGAGCUGUGCGCCGAGCCAGCAGAAUACAAGUGUACAGCCUGUCUCAGUUGGUUCUGCUCAGUCAAUCACUUUAGAGUUGCUUGGGAAGGAGUUUUACACUUGAUAUACCGGGAACUCAAUCUUCUUCAAGAGACUUCCAACCCUGUUGGUUCCGAACGCGAGCGUCAGGAACAAGACAAAAUGCGCAAGCAAGUAGCCAAUGCUAUUCUGAACACCAGCACAUCUGCUGCCCAAACAUGGGUUGUUCAAGGAAACUUCAAGCUAGCAGUGGCUGGAGCUUUAUAUGCGGCAAGAACAGCAGAAAUGCUUUUCGGCGUGGACUCAACGGAGAUUGUUCCCUCUCAAAUUCUCUUGGCCGAAAUCUACCUAGGACUGCAACAGCUUCACUCAGCUGAAGAGCUUUUAAAUAUGGUAUACUUCACCGCUUGUGAAUUUGGACCAACGAAUUUCCGUAUUGUUCCUUCUUUCUUCAAUAUGGCUGAAGUAUUUAAGAAGAAAGAGGAUUCAGUGUCCCGCAACGCAUGUGAAGCACUUUACUGCAAGAUCUGCGAAAUUAUAAUGGCUUCAUUCGAGCACAAAUUAUGUGGUGCUGCUGGUGACCAAUUCGGGCAGAUGCUAGAGAGUAUGGCACUGUGCGCAACUGGGCUUAUUUAUGCCCACGUGCAAGAACUUGAAAAGGCAAGAGACUACACUCAAAAAUUUUCUAUCGUGAAAGCAGGCAUCGGAACAGGCUAUUGGAGUGGUGGAAUGUGCACCCUUAGAUUUCUAUGCGGUCAAUACACCGCGGGCAUGCUUGGCAACGCGUUCCUUUUUGCACCCGAUUUUGAAGCCUGA
Messenger RNA from Cyclospora cayetanensis, 891 nucleotides. RefSeq names its product zinc finger MYND domain-containing protein 12-like. Bases 1 to 891 code for a protein of 296 amino acids. The transcript is spliced from 8 exons. NCBI's taxonomy places the organism in Eukaryota, Apicomplexa, Conoidasida, Eucoccidiorida, Eimeriidae. The record is from RefSeq and is a predicted model, not a curated record.